GCCACGAGGAGAGAAAACAGGACAUGAAAAGGGGGCUUCUGUCGAAAAGACCGUGAGGUGCAAGGUCGAAUAUGAGAGAUUGGUUGAACGGGGCACUUUGCGUGGUAAUAGCUGGUCGGCAAUAGUACUAUGAUUUGGUAUGUGGCCACUCUGAUAGCAAGUGUAUUCAGCACCAGAGGAACGGCCGCUCAAGGUGCCCACGGAGUGAGAGAGGAGCCCCGGUUUGUGACGGCGCGCGCCGGAGAGAGCGUGAUCCUGGGGUGUGACGUGUCCCCUCCCCUGGAUGGCCAGCAGCCUCCCUAUGUGGUGGAGUGGUUCAAGUUUGGAGUGCCUAUUCCCUUCUUCAUCAACUUCCGCUUCUACCCUCCUCAUGUGGAUCCAGAGUACAAUGGUAGAGCCUUUCUGUAUGAGAAGGCUUCCCUUAAAAUUGACCCAGUUCGCUCCGAGGACCAGGGCUGGUACGAGUGCAGGGUCCUGAUGCUGGAGCAACAGUACGACACCUUCCACAACGGCAGCUGGGUGCACCUCACGGUCAACGCCCCGCCUUCUUUCACAGCAACGCCACCUCAGUAUGUGGAGGCGAAGGAAGGGGGAAGCACCCUGCUCAGCUGUUCUGCCCAGGGAAAUCCAAAACCAAUGAUCAGCUGGGUGAGGGAGGGGGAGGAGCUCGCCACCAACGCCAAAUAUUCGGUACACGAUGGCAGUCUGACCAUUCUUGGCAUCACUCGAGAUGACAGAGGGGCGUACACAUGUCGAGCCUACAGUGACCAGGGAGAGGUUCUCCACACCACCCGUUUGCUGGUUCAAGGGCCUCCAUAUAUCGUCUCCCCACCAGAAAACGUCACUGUAAACAUAUCCCAGAAUGCACUCUUCACCUGCCAAGCAGAGGCGUACCCUGGCAACCUGACUUACACCUGGUUCUGGGAGGAGGACAACGUCUACUUCAAGAAUGAUCUGAAGCUCCGAGUGCGCAUCCUCAUCGACGGCACUCUCAUCAUCUUCCGGGUCAAGCCGGAGGAUGCUGGGAAAUACACCUGCAGUCCGAGCAACAGCCUCGGCAUCUCGCCCUCGGCAUCGGCCUACCUGACUGUUCAGUACCCAGCCAGAGUAAUCAACAUGCCUCCGGUCAUCUACGUCCCACGGAAACUGCCAGGCAUCAUCCGCUGCCCGGUGGAUGCCAACCCACCCGUGACAUCAGUGAAGUGGGAGAAAGAUGGUUAUCCUCUCAGAGUGGAGAAGUACCCCGGUUGGAGCCUGAUGCCAGACGGAAGUAUCCGGGUGGCAGAGGCUACAGAAGACUCCCUGGGCACCUACACCUGCGUGCCUUACAACGCCCUGGGUACCAUGGGCAUGUCCCCCCCUGCCACCUUGGUGCUAAAGGAUCCCCCUUACUUUAAUGUGAGGCCUGGGGGGGAGUACCGUCAGGAGGCUGGGAGAGAGCUAGUUAUUCCCUGUGCUGCUUCUGGAGACCCUGAUAUACCAACCAUCAGCUGGAGAAAGGUGGGGAAGCCAAGCAAGAGUAAGCACAACAUCCUACCCAGCGGCAGCUUACAGUUUCUGUCCCUCAGCAAGGAGGACCACGGAGAAUGGGAGUGUGUAGCCACCAAUGUGGUCACAAGCAUCACUGCCAGCACGCGUAUCCUAGUCAUCGGCACCAGCCCACACGCUCCUGGUAAUAUCCAUGUUUUGCCCUCAACGACCUUUGCUAAUGUGUCCUGGGAACCAGGUUAUGAUGGCGGCUUCGAGCAGACGUUCUCUGUUUGGUACGGUCCAGUGUCAAAGAGAACAGACUUCGGUCCUCACGACUGGCACUCGAUGCCGGUUUCUGGUGCUCAGACCUGGUUGGUGGUGCCAGGGCUGGAGCCUGGGACGGAGUACCAGUUCAGUGUGUUGGCACAGAACAAACUGGGCACAGGCCCAUUCAGUGAAGUUGUGACAGUCAACACUGCAGGCUCCCCUCUGGGUACCCCAGAACCACUGGUGCUUCUUACUCCACCACGGUGCCUCACAGCCAAUCGCACGCAGCACGGUGUCCUCCUCACAUGGCUCCCUCCAGCAAACCACUCUUCGCCCAUCGAUCGUUACAUCAUGGAGUUUCGCCUUGGAGAGCGGUGGGAGGUUCUGGAUGACCUGAUCCCAUCCACUGAGACCGAGCUCAUAGCGAGAGACCUUGUUCAGGAGUCCUGGUAUGAGUUUCGGGUGAUGGCUGUCAUGGAUGACCUGAUCAGUGAAAGCAGCAACGUAGUGGGUGUGUCCAGCACAGAUCCCUUCCCCCCUGCUGAGUUGCCUGAUGAGGGGCUGGCACGGCCCGUGGUCGCGGGUGUUGUGGCAACAAUCUGUUUUCUGGCAGCAGCAGUACUGUUCAGCACUCUGGCAGCUUGCUUUGUCAACAAGCAGCACCGCCGCAAACUCAAACGUAAACCAGAUCCUCCCUUGUCGGUGACACACUUCAGGAAAAGCAUUGAGUCACCGUUAUCUUCGGGGAAGAUAAGUCCAGAGAGCUCCCCUCCAUCUCGGCCCCGCUCUCUCUCUUCAGAGGGUUCACACGGUCCAGGCCUGUACGUUAGGAAGCUGCCCAGCCCUCAGAGAGAAAAAGACAAAGAGCUCUCCUUCUACAAGAAAACCAAGCGUGCCAUAGCCAGCAAGAAAUACAGUGUGUCCAAGCAUGAGGCUGAAGUCACUACACCGAUUGAGCUGAUAAGUCGUGGCCCCGACGGCCGUUUCGUCAUGGAGACCAGCCCGCCACCCCGCCGCAUCCAGGGCUUCCCCUUCGCAGAGGAGUCUGACAUGUACCCUGAGUUCCGGCAGUCUGACGAGGAGAAUGAUUUUGACCCCGGGCCUCUGCCGCCCAUCAUGCCCACGCUGCGGCCCCAGCUCUCCCCAACGUCCUCCAGCCUGGAGUCAACGCAGCCCCCCACCUACAGCCCCCGCCUACACAGGCCCAUGGAAGGUAUGAGCUUUGCAGAGGGCAGUGCACUUCACGCCUCAGGGCAGGCCCCCGCCUCCCGCUACAGGGGCUUUCCCCAGGGCCCAUUCUAUGGGUAUCUAGGCAGCCGCACUGAAUCAGGGAUCCCACCACCAUUCUACAUGCCUGACAUCAGCCCGCGUAGCUCCGCUCUGUCCUCCCCCCCAGGCACUGCCGAGGGGCCCUUUGGUUACCCCUCCAUCCCUGAGGAGAGCGGAGAGAUGGAGCACCAUCAGUACACCGCCUCUGGCCAUUCUCUGUCUCACACUCACAGCCCUCCUCCUCGUUCACCUGAAAGCUGGCAGCCUCAUGAGUUACCCUUCCUGGGCUUAGAGGGCCCACGGUUCAUAUACCCACCCCACCAUCCCUUACAUCACCCCCAGGACCUCCCUGACCCACCCCCAUACCCUCCCCAUACUCUCCCCCCAAGUCGUCUGCACUUCCCAUCCCUAAAGGAUCCAACUAGCCCUGGACUCCUGCAGCUGGAGGUCCCAGUGGCUCCCUCUGGCAGAGAUAGGCCCCUGGGGCCCCCGGUUAGGCGUUUAGCUAUGCAACAGGCCCAAAGUCUCGGCCAGCUCAGACACACGGCCCACGGUGUGGGUGUACCAGUGUUGCCUUACCCUGACCCGGCAGCCCGCGCAGGGAGCCCAAGCACAGCCCCCAGUAGUAGCCCUCAGUCCUGGCUCAGCCCGAGGGCAGGGCGCCGGGCAGACCCCAGCCUCCCCCCACUAGUACUCCAGCCCUCCCGCCUGUCACCUCUCUCCCAAAGCCCCCUUAGCACCCAACCGGGCUCCCCAGACAUUCUCGUGCGGCCCCCUCCACGCCCCAGCAUCCUCCGCACCUCUCGGUCUCUGGAGAUGCCUGAGAUCACCCUCCAGCCCUCGGCUACUGUCAGUUUCUCUCGGAGGUCCUCCCUGACCGCCUCCCCUACUCAGGGUCAGGGUGCCAGGCAGCCCAGCCCCAGUUACCACGCCCACAUGUCGUAUGCCUCUACUGCAGCCAGUUACCCCUCCCAGUCCCCCUCUCCCCCUCCAGAGGGCAGGGAUGUGUUCGGGCAGAGGCCAUCCCAGAGAAGGACAGAGGAGGAGAUGCUGCCCUCAGAGCCCUCUCAGCUCCAGAUAUCAGCCUCAGGGGAACCUCUAGGUGCGUCUAGUGAUCCUGCCGGGUCUGAGAGCUUACCAGCACUGCUACACCACUGUAUUACUAAAGCCAAGGGCGUGGCUGCCAACAACAAUAACAACGCAACCUCCGGAAGGAGAACAGGUGUGUGUCCUUCUCAGACCCAGCAGCAAUCUCAGACACCCCAAGAGGGAGAGGAUCCCAGCCUCCACAGGAAGAGAAAAAAGCAAAAGAAGAAGAACCCCUAUCUCUAUUUGACCUCCUUACUGCACCGCAGGAAGUCCGAGGAGGACCAGACAGGCAUUCUGGCCAGUGCAGACUCCGAGGGCCCAAAUUAUGGGACUCUACGCUGACCUGUGUGCCCACCAAGCCAUUGGACUCGACUAAACUGACCUCCCCGAUUCAAAAAAAAGACCUAACCUCAGCUCUCCUUGCUCCAAGCUAAUACAUUUCUUAUAAUCUCUAAAAAGUUCUUUCAGGAGCGGGGGAAACAUCCAGCUGAAUACUCCGGGAGGUUGGAAAUCUUAUAUGAAGACAAGAACAAUGGCUUUUCUUAGUUGUCGCCACCGCUUGUCUCUGAGGAAUUUGACUUGAAAACGGACUUAUAUAAUGUAUAUAAACUAGUAAAACAAGGGAAUUAAGCUUCCUCCUACAGUAAUAAAAAUGUGUUGGUUGAGUAUGUCACAACACGUUAAAGAUUUUUCACCCAUUGGUCAUUGAGGGGUCCAUAUCUUUAGGUUUUUCAGUGAUACAGUGUACUGUGAAGCCUGGUGCGUCCUCACACAGGGACAUGAGUCUACCUUUCCUACAAUACAAAUAGUGUCAGUAUAUAAACACAGGGUUCUUACCACAAAAUAUACCUCAGAGUAAACGCAGAGUUGCUGUAAUUCUUGUGGUAUACUGUACGUACUUUACCUUUUUACAUAUGGCUAAAAAGGUUUAUAUCACACUCACAUUCAAACAGAUAAUAUGGCCUAACUUUAUCUAAUUUAGAAGCUUUUUUAUUAUCAGAAAUAGCUGGCUGUUUGUUUUGAUCCAUGAUUCAACCACUAGAGGACUGUCUUAAUUUUAGUGUUAGGCGGCUCAGUGUGUUUACACUCAUCGUCAUAGCCAGAUCAUAGCCUUCAUUAGGAAAAUAAUUGGGACUUACACGCUCAUCAGAAGUUGGACUUGUCGGGUUUUAGAAGAACAGGGUGAUGAAAUGUGAAGUGUACUGUAUGUAAUUCAUUCUUAAGGAAUCAUUUGUGAAAUGUGGCACAUCUCCAGGUGCCUUUUUUGCCUUUUCUCUCUUUUAUUUUCUAACAUAAACUGCCUUUUUCCUUCGCCUUCUCAUAUUUGUCUCUCCAGGGGGUGAGGGGAGUGAGGGACUCCGAUACUACGUGUGUUUUUACUUUUUCAGCCAAGGACACAUGAGAGAAAAUGCUACCGAGGAUGCAUAACUGUUUUCUUGUUUUUUUUCUACAUUUGUAUCGACUUUAAAUGGGUACUUGCUUUGACUGUGUUUGUCUGAGUUAGAGGAAAGAAUCAGAAUACCCGUGCAAUGAGAAAAAAAUAAGUUCCUGCUCAAAGAAGGCAAAAAAGUGUAAAAGUACAGAGGUGCUGUACAUGUUCAGACAAUGUGUUAAUGUUUAACAAGAAAUGUUUAAAGGAGAAUGUGAUUGCUUCAUAAAGCUGUUAAAAAGCAAUGGGAAAUCUUAAAACAAUGGCCACCCUGACUGUUUAUCUUUAACAAACUGUAUAUUACUUGCUAGCUACUUCUUCUCUGUAUGUUUGUUAAUUUUUUUCAACACUAACCGAUAAUGAAUGUAUGUUUUGCUGUACAGGAAAUGAAUGUCCCGAUGUCACAGUACAUUGAAUGACCCAUUGAAACAAUGUUUAAAGUGCAGCUGUGAUUGGUGAAAUGAGCAGUCGGUGCACAAAAAAAUGUUUCCCUUCUUUGUAACAACUAACCCCGAGCUCUUUUUGUUCCGAUGGCUCCAGGUUUCUUUUUAAAGGCCAACACCCAUCCAAAAACACAUCAGAUAUGUUUCUAUCUGCUACCAACAAAUCCGAGGUUCUCCGACAUAUAUCUACAUGGAUGAAUCAACUCAAUGUCUGCUUACUGAAAUCUCUUCUGACAAGUGAGAAAGUGAUGAUUGCUUGAAAAGUGAGCGUCAAAGUGCAUAGUCUACUUUAACAAAUUGGUUUAAUGUACAGUAAGAUAUUAGCGGAAAAAAUCUAUAUUUGUUAUGUACUCUACAUGGUAUGUAUUGUAUUUGUAAAGAUGAAUCAAAACCAUGUUUUACAGGAAUAAGUUCUUGUGAGAGGAUGUAUGAAAAGAAGGGAGGGAUCCCUAUGAAAAAGAAAUUAGAUUAUAUAUCAAAGUAUUUGCUUACAGUACGGCUUUAAGUGGAUAAUGUUUCUAAAACAUUUUAAGGUGCCUCAUUUGUCAUAUUUUAGCAGAUAUUAUUUUAUCUGAGAAGAAAAAGAAACCUUAAUGUUAGUACCGUACGAUGUAUUAUUGCCAUAGCCCGCUGGCUGCACAAGUUACGUAGUAUUUUCUCUGAUGUAUAGUACGUGAAUGCCCACUGGAAAAAGCUUUAGAAGCAGAAGUGUGUUUCCCUCUAUAAUAAUAUUUCCAGAACAACCGUAUUUCGCCCGUUCAUGAGCACACAUGUAGAUUCAGUCCAGAUCUGUCGCCUUCAGGUGUCCAAAGCAAAUAAAACUGAAGGAAGCGUCUUUUUCUAAGAGUCGCGGACAUGCUGUAGUCAUGUACAAACCGUGCUGUGGAGGAAAUUGUGUUUACAUUAGUUUGAUACAGAGAAAGUGUGUUAGGGCAUAGUUGCUUUGAACAUUACGACUUGGUGCUAUGUUUAACUUUGUGGUGCUGUAGAUUAGAGGUCUCAAGAUUUUUGUUUUUCUGUUUCUGAAAGCAACUCUUCGGGGCCCGUUGUGUUCGAGCGACUAAAGUAGCUCUCGUAGACACUAUGGGUCCUUAUUAUAACAGUAUCAUGGUGUGAUGACAGUGAUAGAAAAUACUGGAAAAAUAGUAGUAUAACCUUGAAUAAUAGAGACUUUGUGACAUUCAAAAUGAACUCAAAGAUGACCUGUUUUCUAUCGUGUGUUUGCAAUGUCUGUCUGUGCUUCCAAGGUACCCUCUCUAAAGUAUAUCUGUGAUGAGAAUAUUAACCCAGCCUAAAAAGGAGAAACAUAACCUGAUUUAGAUUAGCCAACAGGACACAUGGGAGGGAAUCUAAGAGCACUGUCAGGUCACGAGAAGGGGGAAAUUUUUCUACACACUUCCUGUAGGUCAGCCAUCUUUGGUUAACAGCACUGUUUUUCAAGCACACUACUGCAGGGAGACGGGGAAUAAAUCCGUCUCACAUCAUCUCACCACUGUUUUUUGACAGUAGAUUUCCUACUAGUACUGUACAGUAUAGCCAUGAGUAGUCAUCAGACCACGUUUGUAUUUAUUACUGCUGAUUCUCCUGGUUGAAAGGUAUCAAUUGGGAAGGCUCAUUUAUCCUCCACAUGGGUUUUUAAUGAAUGGAUGUUGUCUUCCGGGCUCUUUUUUGCAUAUUCAACAGAAACAUGUACAGUGUUUUAAGAGGGCUGCUUUGGACGUACUGUUAGCUCAAUUAUUUUCAGUUUUUUGUUUUGUUUUUUUUCUUUUCCAACUUUUCUGCUUACAGCUUUUAGGGCAUCACUAGGUGCUGGUAGGAUGAUACUUAGAAACCUAUUUGAUUUUUUAUUGUAUUAAUCUUGCAUGUAGAGACAAUACAACAAAAAAGACUAAAAAAAACGCCUAUUUAGCAAUCAUUCAUGGACAUCUGAGCUGGUUGUUAUUGGAUGGAAAAUAGAAAUAUGUAGUAUUUUCUAUAUUCUCUGUUUUUUCAUGUGUACCAGCACUGAGAAACUAGAAUGUAUUAUUAUUAUUAUCGUAGGCUACAAUAAGCACUACAUCGUUGACUGUUUUAGCUAAUGCUCAUACUCAAGCAAACCAAGUAGUGCUUAAAAAGGAAGAAAAUUUAAUACAUUUUCAUUUCAUUGUCAUCCACUGACUCUGUGCUGUACAUUACAUGUUUACAUUCUGUAUCAUAUGUUUAUUCUGUUCUUUUUUGUACAUAAUUUGUCUCCAUAAUGGUCUUUAAUGUUCAUAUGUAAAUAAUUCAAAGCAAAAACAUUUUUUUACUUUUUAAACCUGAUAACCUGAUGUUUAGCUCUUUCUGUCAGUUUUUUAGACUUGUCAUUCUGUUCGGUCACUACAUCAGGUGUUAUGCUUCACUAAUUUUUAUUUGUGAGCAAUUAACUCAUACUGUAUGGUGCUGUACCAAAGCCUUAUGUAUAAUAUUUGUAUUACUUUCUCUCUCGUUUGCCACUGCUGUCCAGUGAAUUCUGUAUCGUCUGAGAUCAUGUCUUACUCACUCUUCAUGUUCAACUGCCAUGGAUCUCCUUUCUUUAUUGAGUAAACUGAAUGAACUAUGUGAUUGAAAAAACACUCACUCAAGGCCUGUUACCAACUGGCCUGGAUAUAAAGUGACAGUCACCAUGAAAAGCCUUCAUAGGGAAAAAACGCACAGGCUCACUCCUGGUGGCUCAUCAUGACGUA
Messenger RNA from Cheilinus undulatus (humphead wrasse), 8672 nucleotides. It is a transcript of the gene igsf9ba, whose product is annotated as immunoglobulin superfamily, member 9Ba. Gene Ontology annotation, molecular function: protein binding. Gene Ontology annotation, biological process: cell-cell adhesion. The transcript has 20 exons. NCBI's taxonomy places the organism in Eukaryota, Metazoa, Chordata, Actinopteri, Labriformes, Labridae. The record is from RefSeq and is a predicted model, not a curated record. The coding region runs from base 130 to 4437 and encodes 1435 amino acids.